UCAAACCAACAAACAUACUUUCAUUCAUUUGACACUAAAAAUGUAUUCCGAACUAGCUUUUUGCUAUGGAAAAGCAAUCGAAGAAAUGGUUGCCGAAUUUAAAGUGGUGGAAGAUGUUGGAACUGGAAAAGGAAUGUUAUCAUGUGUUCAGCUGGUAUUCGAGGAACAAUACGGAGGAAAUGUCAUUCUAAAGAUUCCCGGAGCAGAAGCAGCACGAUCCAGACUCUUCAUUGGAGACGAUACAUUUUGUAAACUUCACAACACGGAAGUAGAUGCCUACACCUUUUUGCAAAAGUUCUCUGACAAAAACAUUUCCUAUCCAAAAAUCUACGAACUUGAGAAAAUGGAUAUAAGUGUUGACCCAAUAAAACAAGGACAUAUAAUAAUGGAAUAUAUGAGUGGAAUAACACACCUUUAUUGUUAUAACAAUUUGAAACCAGAUGAACUUAUCGAACCGGUCAAGAACCUUGCAAGGUUUCAUUCAAUUGGCGCCGAACUUGAUGAAGAAGAGGGAAGCAAUGUUCCAAGAGACUUUUUGAGUAGCUGGUUUACAACUUUAUUCACGCAACAGAAUAAGAACACAUUUAUUGGAAACUGGAAAGGAGAUUUAUCAGAUUGGCUACCAUCAAAAGUGGCGCGGGAUACAAUCAAAGAAUUAGAUGGUCUGCUGACACCAGAAAUUUUCUUGAAAUUGAACAACGAUUGCCAACUUACGGGUGUCCAAGAAGUCCUUUGCCAUGGGGACUACUCCUUUCACAACCUUUUAUAUGAAAAACAUUGCGAUGGCUCAUAUAAAUUCCGAGCUAUUGUUGACUUUCAGAGUGUAAAUUGGGGAAAUGCAGCACAGGAUUUGUCACGAUUGUUUGUCACUGCAAUGAGCGGCAAAGACCGUCGAGAUUCUGAGGAUCGCUUGUUAAAGAUUUACUACGAUGAAUUGAUCAAAGUUUCAAAGGGAAAUGUGGCACCGUUUACAUGGGAACAGUUGAAACAAAGUUAUACAAGAUUUUUUCAACUACACGCAGCGAUCGUGUGUACUGUGACACCCGGACUGUUUCUUGUGACACUUUCGGGAAAACACGAGGGAAAGGAAAAAGUGGAGUUUCGAAACAUUAUGAUCGAAAAAUAUGUUGGCCUCUUGGAAGAUAUUCAAAGAAAUUUACAAGCUGUUUAAGCAAGCAUUCGGUGAAAAACUUGUUCCGCUGAUUUUGCCAUUCCUUUUCCCCGGUUCAACAUUCGUUCCACCCAAGAUGGACGUCUUCUUUCCGAUGGUUCCUAAAAUUAUAAACAAAUUAUACAUGUUGCUCAUUGAAAUGUUAUAUAUCUGUGAUAAAAUUUACCUGU
Messenger RNA from Caenorhabditis elegans, 1341 nucleotides. It is a transcript of the gene F20D6.5, whose product is annotated as CHK kinase-like domain-containing protein. The transcript is spliced from 9 exons. Bases 41 to 1171 code for a protein of 376 amino acids. The record is from RefSeq and is marked reviewed. NCBI's taxonomy places the organism in Eukaryota, Metazoa, Nematoda, Chromadorea, Rhabditida, Rhabditidae.